GUUUUUUUUUUCCUUUAACACCAACUCACACAUCUUUUUUCUUCCUUUAGAUCAAAUACGAAAUACAACUCACAUCCCAUCCUUUUGUUGUCCUCAGAUCCAUAGAGAUACCUCCAACUCGAGCAGUGGUAUGCCUCAAGGAAAUGAUGACAAAGCCGAGGCAGCUGACAUAGAUAGUACUACCCUAGUGAAUAGCUCAGAGGAUAAGGUGUGCAAAGAAAUAUCCGAUGCUAUCGUCUAUGCGUAUCCGCCUCAUCCUAGCAUGACCCUUCAAAGCUCGCUUUUCCCUACAGUAACGGCAGGACAUAACGAAAUAUCCAGCAUGAGCUCAGCGGAUAAACUCAAUACGACUGCGCCGUCGUCCUCAUCGUUUACACUUGUGAUAGAGAGCCAUCCAGAAGGGAGAACAGGAGAUGCAGUGAGAAAAUUAAUAUUAAAAGUAAGGGAAAAGGAAGGCAAAGACGCGCGAGAAAAUGAAGAAAGCGAUACAUCGAUUCAAUUAAAGGAUAAAGUGAGGAGGGCCUUUGGUCAGUGGUUUACAUGUAGCUUCAACAAUGAAAAUGGCUGUAAAGGGGCUCCUACUUUGGAUGCAAACGGAGAGAAGUUGCAUCACUACAUGGAACAGUUGGACAAUGCGACCCUCACAAAUAGUCAUAGCGCUUUCAGCAAUUUAUGCUACUACUCUACAGACACCAAGCAAUAUUUGAUUUCGUCCUUCAUGGUGACCAUCGGCAUCUUGGUUCCGGUUGCAUUUAUCAUCAUGGGUCUAGGAAAGACAAUGGUGACAACAACAACAACAACAUCUACUACUACUAUGACUACUACUACGAGUGCUGCUGCUGCUGCAAGGACGGACAAUACAUCCUGAUGGCCGUGUGUUUAUCAAAAAAGGCC
Mycotypha africana is the source of this 894-nucleotide messenger RNA. RefSeq lists its product as uncharacterized. The coding region runs from base 131 to 868 and encodes 245 amino acids. NCBI's taxonomy places the organism in Eukaryota, Fungi, Mucoromycota, Mucoromycetes, Mucorales, Mycotyphaceae. The transcript has a single exon. The record is from RefSeq and is a predicted model, not a curated record.